Aspergillus luchuensis is the source of this 195-nucleotide messenger RNA. RefSeq lists its product as uncharacterized. The transcript has a single exon. The record is from RefSeq and is a predicted model, not a curated record. NCBI's taxonomy places the organism in Eukaryota, Fungi, Ascomycota, Eurotiomycetes, Eurotiales, Aspergillaceae. The coding region runs from base 1 to 195 and encodes 64 amino acids.
AUGCAUAAAGUACAUGAGACUUUGAAGCCGUUUAUUGCAGACGAAGGCUACAACUGGGAGGUCAACGGCGAGGAGCUUGAGCGCGAAUUCGUCCACGUCAAUGGUUUCAGAAUCCCUCCUACUGGGUCUGAGGAUGAGAAGAGGUGGUUCCGUGAAAACGAACCGUCGCCUUGGGGGCCUUACCUUACGGAGUAG